CUUGUGGUGUCACUGUGACAAAUGAGUAUGGCAGCAGAAAAGGAAUACACUGUCAUUUCUAACAUUAAAUACUGUAUAUCCAUAGUCAUGCAGCAAUAAAUAUAAGUUCAUGCAGCGCUGUAUCAGUGUGCGGCCGGAGGGCAGAGGCUACAGAGCAGCACACUGGCUAUAAGGGGCUGACCGUGUACACUGCAGUUACAGGGGCUUGGGGCUGGUCACUGUGUGAUGUACUGAGAUGACCUGUAGCACCAGGCAUGCUGUAUGGGAUGCAGUAACUUGGCACUGUCAGUGAAACACAAUCAUUACAUAACUGCAGUCACAGCGCUGCUUCCCGGGAUCUGCCCCGCCUCAGCUACACACCCAUCCUGGCAGUGGCACCUGUGGAAUUGUUUGUUACAAUGUACACAUCAGGUUGUGAGAAUGGGCAGCAGAAAGGUUGUGAAAACUGUCCUCAGCAUUGAGCAGUCGGAGGGAGUUGGCGCCCGUGUCCGAAGGAGCAUUGGCCGGCGUGAGCUAAAAAACCUGGAUCCAUUCCUGAUGCUGGAUGAAUUCAAAGGUGGUCGGCCAGCAGGCUUUCCAGACCAUCCACAUCGAGGCUUUGAAACGGUAAGCUAUUUGCUGGAUGGAGGUUCUAUGGCGCAUGAAGACUUUUGUGGACAUGUUGGCAGAUUGGACCCUGGAGAUUUGCAGUGGAUGACAGCUGGACGUGGCAUUGUACAUGCAGAGAUGCCGUGUACAGAUGAGCCAGCACAUGGAUUACAACUGUGGGUUAAUCUGAGAGGAUCAGAAAAGAUGGUUCCACCUGAAUACCAAGAACUGAAAAGUGAUGAAAUUCCUAAGCCAUCAAAAGAUGGUGUAACCGUUACCGUUAUUUCUGGAGAGUCAAUGGGGGUCAAGUCAAAAGUCUAUACAAGAACGCCCACUCUGUUUCUGGACUUUAAGCUAGAAAAAGGUGCAAAGCACACACAGGCGGUACCUAAAGGAUGGACUGCCUUCAUUUAUACAGUAUGUGGCAUAACCUUUGUUGGGCCAAGUGAUGCCCAAGAGAAGGUCGAGGCUCACCACACAGCAGUGCUGGAUGACGGGGACAGUGUCCAGUUUGAGAAUAAGGACGAUGAAUUGUCCCACUUUGUUUUAGUUGCUGGAGAACCUAUAAAGGAACCUGUUGUGCAGCAUGGUCCAUUUGUGAUGAAUACUCAAAAGGAAAUUUCACAGACCAUAGAAGAUUAUAACCAGUGCAAAAAUGGGUUUGAAAAAGCUGCAACAUGGAAAUCAAAGAUUGGGAACAAAUGAAAUGCGGAGUUCCCUUCCCAAGAACUGACUGUCAAUGUGGCACAUUGUAUAAUCUCAUCAUUGGUGCUUAGGAAAUAGUUACCUUUUUAUAUUCUCAAUAAUUGCAUAUUUGGUGUGUAUUGUUUAAUGUUUCCAGAAUGGGGGGGGGGAAACAAGCAGGCUAUUACAUUUCCCACUGUGUCUGUAAAUAUUGGGGGUGGGGUGUAUCACGCAUUGCACACCCCGCCAUUUGCCGCAUGCAUAGCAGUGUUUAUUAACACCGUAUGCAUAACGACUUGCAAUUGUUUACACACAGAACAGCUCUUCUGAUAAGCUGUCCAUAGCUAUAUGAGGACUUCUGGGUUUAUGACCCGGGAGUUCUACUGCGGAUCCCUCUCAGGGAUUUAUGCGGAAGAAGCCAAUAUACUUUAAUAGGCAACGCCAUCUAUAGGUGACAUUGCCUAUCAGGUACAAGCUCUGAAAAGUUUCUCAUUUUGUAGCUUUAUACACCUAGGAAAUGCAAUCAAACCUCUGAAAAUUUCAGUUUUCUGCGUUUUGAGCGCAUUUUGCUGUUAGUACAUCCAACCCUGGGAUAGAGAAAACUAUUCAUUUUGUUUCAUUAGGGUGGGCCCAUUUUCUCCAUACUUUACAUACUUGCCUACUUUCUCAAUCGGAGGACAGAUUCAGUGGGCAACGUCCCACUUUUCAACAUUAUGACCUGCACACCACUGCACAAUGGAAUAAUUUGCAGUAGCCAGCAGGGGAGGGACAUGACCAUGUGAUUCGCAGUGAGAGUCAUUAAGUAUGUCUCCAUCUGGAGUGGCAGCUAUUUUGUGGACUGACACAAAAUUCAUUUUAGCCUAACUCAUUAAAGGUUACGUUUUAAAUUAUUUACAACAUCACCAUUCUCUUUUUAUAACUAGUUUUGUAUUAAGAGUGAGCCAACAAAAAAAGUCCAUCUCUCUUUUGCACUCACGACAAAAUUAGGCCUAUCAAUUCACUCGAAACAAGUGACCUCACUGCAUACCACAUACAUCUGUGGUGUUACUAGUUAGAAAUAACUUUUACAACUGCAUUCUCUUGAAAAAAAUUGUUUUCUGUCAACAAAAUGGCAGGCGCCACUGUAUUUAAGUAAUAGGCAUUCAUAUCCAGAAAACCAAUGUACACAAGGCAGUUGUAGAAAAAAAUAAGUAUAUUGUCUGCAGAUAAAAAAAAAAAAAAAAUACUAAACAAUAACCAUUGUUUGCAUAUUUUCUUAUGUCAGUAAAGAAAGAAAAAUAAACAUUAUAUAUAAUUGCGA
Molecule: messenger RNA, 2572 nt
Organism: Pseudophryne corroboree (corroboree frog)
Lineage: Eukaryota; Metazoa; Chordata; Amphibia; Anura; Myobatrachidae
Gene: PIR
Product: pirin
Exons: 10
Coding region: 262-1293 (343 amino acids)
Biological process (GO): monocyte differentiation
Cellular component (GO): nucleus
Molecular function (GO): quercetin 2,3-dioxygenase activity
Source: RefSeq, a predicted model, not a curated record